UAGUAGUGUUGUUUCCUCAUUAUGAACUCAUAUAUCUGUAUCAGUGACUUAGGUUUAUAUCAAUUUAUACGUUAAUUAACUUGUAACUUUGCCACAAAAUAUUAAACUUGUUAUACCUUUUCUUAAUGAAUAUUUCUGAAGCAGUUGAUAUUUUUCUUAGUGUUCCUGGCUGUAUAAUAUCUUUAAUAUUUAUUUUUGGGUUGAGUUGUUAUAUGUGUUACUAUAGUGUUCUAUCAAUCAAUUGUUUUAUGAUUUUCAUAUGGUAAAUGUGGCAAGAGAAAGAUUUACAUCCACAUAAUUGGCUUGAUUAUGUGAAAAAAUAACAAAUCCCUCCUGUUUUGUUUGGCAAAGUAACCUCUUUAAAUGUGCAUGUGGCACCUGUUCAUGUCAAUGAUAGACCUACAUUAAUGCAUUUUAAUUCAUUUAUAAACCUGGACUUUAAUAGCUCAUAGCCUGUGGUUGUAAUUAUCAUCCUCUGCCAUGACAUUAGACAACUGUUGAUUUGAAUCAUUAGUUCAGUGUACUGAGUAGCUGAACAGCAGUCUGGUAACGAUUCAUUGAGUUGAGGUGUCCUUCCUUCUCCCUGAUUGGUCCGAGGCUUGGAUGUACCAUUGCAGUGGCAUGGGGGGCAAUAGGAGCUCUUUCUAUCACAUUUUAAAGAGCUAAUUUGCCAUUUAUUAAUAAAUAACACUUUUGUUAUGAUUAUAUUUUAUGCCCUUAUUUAUUUGGUAAGGAUUCGUUGCUACAUUGUUGGUCAAUAGAUGUUUAUUUGGCACCCACCGAGAUCAACUUACCUGGACGUUACCUGCGUGCACCUGCAGCCUACGUAAUGACAACUUUGACUAUCUGUAGGUUUGACUGUAGAUUCAGUACAGUGUGGAACAAUGAUGGCCUACCGUGCAGUCUUACAUUUCCUUUGUGUGUUGGGAGUCUUUCAGAAAGGUCUAACAGCUCUGAUAGAAACCCAGCAGACUGUGCAUGCAGCUGUAGGAGAGGAAGCCUGUUUAUACUGUUGCCUGAUGCAAUCUAGAGAUGUUCUGCAAGUCACAUGGCAGAAGAUUUUACCUGAUGGAGAGAAGAACAUGGCUACUUACAGUGAACGAUUUGGUGAAAGAGUGAAUGCUGGUUUUCAGAGUAAACUGGAGUUUAGAUAUGCUGGACUGCAGAACACCUCCAUAGUUAUCAGGAGGGUGAUGGAGGAGGAUGAAGGGUGCUAUCGCUGUAUGUUUAACACCUUCUCUGAAGGUGCUCUCACUGCUACAACCUGCCUGCAGCUCUAUGAGCUGCAUGGACCCUUUCUUCACGUCAGUGAAUCAACAGUUGUGUCCUGCUCAGCCACAGCUCGACCUGCUCCCACAGUAACACUGACUGUCCCUCACUACAACUCUACCAGCGUCACCAACACCAACGGCACAGUCACUGUCACCGCUACAGCUGGGCUGUCUGGUCUACAUGGCAACAUCACACAGGUUGGAUGUGCAGUGAGAGUGCUCUCUGGUCCUCAGAUAGAGGUGUCUAUGAUGAUUCCUGAGGUCAAACAGUCGUCUGAUGAUGAUUUCACUCUGAUCAUCGUGUUGCUCGUGGUUUGUGUUUGUGUUGCUGCAGUCGUCAUCGCCCUACUUAUACGGAAACAUCAGAACCGUCGUUCACACGGGGACUAUGAGAAGAAGAACACACCACAAAAAGCAAUCAAAGACACUCAUGAGCCCAAAAUACCUUUAAUGAAGGAAGAGAACGAGCUGCGGCUACAGACGUCUACUGAGAAAGAUAAAAACCGUAACCACCCAAAACCAUCAUCUCUGAAAGGAAGAAAGUUAUCUUUCAACUCAGUUAACUAAUUAAUACCACAGAAUAACCCACAAGACUGUUAGUGCCACAACACAGAGAACAUGUCUGCACCAGUUCAUUGAUUCCAGCAGAUCAGUAGUUUUGAUUUUGAAAUAUAAUUUAGGUGAUAGUUUUAAUUCACUGUUGCAUCCAGAUGAAGCAUCCUUUGUUUUGUACGUCUUUUUAUACAUACAUUUUCUGCUGCUGCUUUUUG
Sebastes umbrosus (honeycomb rockfish) is the source of this 2041-nucleotide messenger RNA. RefSeq names its product OX-2 membrane glycoprotein-like. The transcript has 6 exons. The coding region runs from base 885 to 1838 and encodes 317 amino acids. Gene Ontology annotation, molecular function: cell-cell adhesion mediator activity. The record is from RefSeq and is a predicted model, not a curated record. NCBI's taxonomy places the organism in Eukaryota, Metazoa, Chordata, Actinopteri, Perciformes, Sebastidae.